Molecule: messenger RNA, 5890 nt
Organism: Plodia interpunctella (Indianmeal moth)
Lineage: Eukaryota; Metazoa; Arthropoda; Insecta; Lepidoptera; Pyralidae
Product: prominin-like protein
Exons: 21
Coding region: 365-3274 (969 amino acids)
Cellular component (GO): membrane
Source: RefSeq, a predicted model, not a curated record
UGUGUGUGUUGUGUUGUAGUAAGAGUAAGUUAGUAGUGUGUAGUGAGACGGCUGACGAUAUGGCUGCCGCCGCGAUGUUGUUUUAUAAAUUUCCGUAACAAAGCAAACUGGUAAUUAUGACAUAAAAGAAACAAUAAAUAGAUGAAACAUAACAAAAUUUAUGUCAUAAAAUUAGAAGUGCGUAGUGCUCUGUGGCGUAGAUUCAUCAAGGAAAUAUCGACCUCAAAUGGACAGGGUAGGGUGUGUGUAUACCUACCUACCUAAUAAUUUGCAAAUUCCCCUUAUUUUGGAAUCUAACAUAAACUGUUUUCGUGCUGUGUAAUACUGAUUUGUAUAGAUAUAAUUGUGAAUAAAGUGUUGUGUAAUGUUUGGCAAAAUGAGAUUUCAAGCUGAUGCUGGGCGGAUGGCAGCGGCUAUCAUGGUGAUGGCGGCGAUAUGCAGCGCGCCGGGCGCUGCUGACAACUUGCAAGAUAUGAGCGACGAGCUAGUGGCAAAUUUAACGGAAUAUCUGGAGAAGGCAAAUUUAUCCUUUUUCGACAAUUCGACACCGGUGGACCAAGUUGUCUUGCCGUCUUACCAACCAUUCGAUCCGAAAGGGAUGGGCAUGCUGUACAACAUCACGCCGUUGGUUUUAGAUGCGGUUGUGAAGAAAGACGACUUUUUGCCAGAAGGUUUGGUGUCAAUCUCGGACGGGCACGUGGAGUUCGACCCUAACGUGAGCUGGCAGACUCUAGUGGUGCACUACUUGGGGCCUAUCAGCUUCGUCUUCUUCUUCAUUAUUUUCGGCCUCAUGCUGCCCAUCGCCGGUUUGUUCUGGUGUUGCUGCCACAUGUGCCGCGUGGGGCGGCGGCGGCGGCCCUUCGACCGCAAGCAGGACUCCUGUCUCCGCGGUGUACUGGCUAUCCUGCUCAUUGCUCUCCUCACCAUGUUCCUGUUCGGCGUGGUGUGCACGUUCGCGACGGAGCAGCAGGUGGAGGACGGCGUGUCGUCGCUGCCGGACGAGCUGCACAACGGCACGGGCACGCUCCGCCAGCUGCUCAACACCACCGCCAUGGGCGUCCAGCUCAAGAUCAACAAGUUCUCCAACUUCAGCCAGCAAGGCAUCGCUGCCAUCUUCCAAGGCAUCAGCAUCAAUCUGAAGGGUCCGAGCCGGCUGGGAGUGUUCAACGCCGCGGCUGUGACGUCGCUGACCCAGAUGGUGGACCAGCUGGACUCGGUGCAGGCGGAGCUGCGUUCUGUGCAGCAGACCACCUCCACGCUGCGCUUCCAGGCCGGCCAGCUCAACUCGGGGCUGCGCAAGGUGAAGCGCAACCUGCUGCAGACGCUGGCGAGCUGCGAUAUGCCGGCCUGCGUCAACCUGCAGCGCAAGCACCGCAUCGGGGAGCUCAACACCGACAUACAGUACAGCCAGAUGCUUGACAAGUACUUCCCCACCAUGCCGGACGUGACGGAUCUGCUGAACAACGUGACGGCGCUGAUCGACAGCAACAUCAAGGAGGAGGUGGCCGAGGGCCAGCGAGUGUUCCGCGACAUUCAGACCAACAUACAGCGCACUCUCGACCAGCAGCUGCCGCGCGCGCGCAGCGUCUACUCCUCCAUCAAUAAGGACCUGGAGUCGGUGGUGCGGUCGGUGGAGCGGCACGUGCGCGCGGCGGACAGCGCGCUGGCGCGCGCGCAGCAGCGCGUGUCCGCGCCGGCCGCCGCCGCCGCCGCCGCCGCGCGCUAUCGCCGCUACGCGGGGCUCGCUCUCGCCUCCUCUCUGCUCCUGAUAACGCUGGUGGUGGCGUGGGGGCUGCUGUGCGGCGUGUGCGGCAAGCGGCCGGACGUGUACGGCGCCUCCGACUGCUGCAACAAGGGCGCCGGCGCACGCGGCCUCUACUGUGGCAUGGUGCUGAUGUUCCUGCUGGGCGGCGUGUUCUGCGUGUUCUGUGUGGCGUACUUCUUGUUGGGCGCCGGCGCGCAGCGCACGCUCUGCGACCCGCUGCGCGACCCGAUGAACAACAAGAUCUUCCAGUUGGUGGACAAGUUCGUGAACAUCGAACAAGAAGUGUUCAAGGCGAAGGCGAAUGAGAGUUCCGGCUUCAACGUCAGUUCGCUCAUCGUGCGCUGUCACCGCAACGACACACUCUAUGAUAUGUUCCAAGUGUCGCGCAUACUGAACUCGAGCCAGACGACGCGCGAGCAGAUCGAGCUCGAGCUGGCGCUGCGCUCGGCCGAGCUCACGCCCGUGUUCCCCACCGCGCGCGUCGUCAUCCUCAAGGACAGCGCCAAGCGCAAGCUGCGCUUGCUGGCCGACUGCGGCCUCUCAGACUUCCAGUUUGAUCGGAUCCUGUCGGCGCUGGAGACGAACAUGACGUCGCUGGAGCUGCCGGCGCUGGCGCGCACGCUGCAGCGCGCGGCGCAGAGCGCGGACGCGCGCGCGGGCUACGGCGCGGUGCCGCAGCAGCUGCGGGCCGCGGCCGCGCAGCUCGCCGACCUGCACCAGGACAUCGUCACGCCCAUGCUGCGACACACCGCCGCGCUCAACCAAACAGUCAACAAGCUUCGCGACACACUCCGCUUCAACCAGACGUCGCUGAGGGAAGCGGUGUCCUCUCUGCUGCACUCCACCGCGCAGGCCGAGGAGUUCCUCAACGAGAAGGGCGAGGAGACUGUCAGGCAGCUGGUGGAGACCGUGACGAAGUUCGUAGCCAAGAACGCGAUGGAGGCGCUGGACAGCUUCAUGUCGCCGUCGCUGCUCGGGCGCUGCGCGGCGCUGUCCGCCGCCUACAACCGCACCGCCGACGCCGUGUGCGUGCGGCUGCUCAGGCCUGUCAACGGGUUCUGGCUGUCGGUGGGGUACUGCGCGCUGCUGCUGGUGCCGCUGCUGCUGGUGAGCGCGAAGCUGGCGCGGCUCUAUCUGCAGGUCGACCCCUACCCCGGCCCCCUGGUCGAGGCCGAAUAUUUGUAUGACGCGUACGCGGACCGCGAUAACGUACCCCUUGCCAACGCCUACAAGAUGGACAAGCGGGUCGCGCGAGGCGAGCGGUGCGGGGUGGGGCGGGGCGGGGCGUGCGGCGGGGCGGGGGGCGCUGCGGGGGGCGCCGCGGGGGGCGCCGCGCCCAGGGCCGGCGGCGAGGCCGUGGCGCCGCCUCUCGACACACACCACGCGCGCAGAUAUAAUGAUAUGGCGCCAAAGCACUGGGAAGAAGGGCCCCCACGCUACCACGGACCGGCUACUGAGUACGAGCGACCCCCACCAUACUACUAUCCCGGACCAAAUGAUAGACAGUAAACUGGCGCUCACGGAGCUAGACGAAGACUUGGUGAAGUAUUGAUAAGGCCGCCCCGCAACUUUGCGCGCAACAUGACGCGCAACUUGUUGCGCAACAGCGCUGGAAACUUCAGGCAACCUAUAAUAUAGUAACGAUAUCGUAUUGUAGGUCAGAGUGCGAAUAUAUUUUGUGUAUCGUUUGGAAUGGCGCGUCGGAAACAUACGCGCGCUUGCGCGGAGCGGCGAGGGCCUAAGUUAGUUUAAUAAACAUUUUAAUAUAAUGAAACUGACGUAAUUCUAGAAUUUAAAAGUUCUUAAUAUUCUCGAUUGUGUUAUAUAAGACGUCGGGAUCAUUAAAAAUACUUGUGAACAUUCAUAGCACAUUACGAUAUAAUUAAGUACGGUAACCAAUAUUUCAAUGUAGUCAGUGUUAGAGGUGUGUCCAUUACUACGUAUAAUGUCAUAUAGGACCCAUUCUAAUUAUGUAAGAUUUAGUCUGAAACGUAUUGCUAAAGGAAUUCAAACGUCCGCCUCUAAGUCCAUAGACAAUACCAAAUUCACUUUACUCACACAUUAGAUUCUCGCGGCUCCGCGCGGCGAUUGGUGCCCUCAGUUUUACAUAGAGGGCGUCAGUGUCGCUGUGAUCGUCUACUUUACCGUCUAUGUGAGUUGUAGCGCAGAAUGUCACUUUAUGUUUUAUUUCCCAAAAAAAUACAGGAUAUAUCUUUGCAUUAAGUAAAAACAAAAAAGUAGUUUUGCCAAGUAGUUGUGACAAUUGAUUUUUACAGGACAUUUAGUGAAAGUGACGAUCUGCGUCACAACCUCUAUAUGUAGUAUACUACGAAUAUUAUAAGUUAGUCUAUAUGUAAAUAGUCAGGCCACGGUAACUGCCAUAUGUCGACUGUCUGUGUUUGUAUGUCUCUGUUUAUCCGCUCUCGGCUCAAGAUUAGUUGAAUUGUUGGCUUUAAUGAUUUCAAUUUUAUACGUUUGUUAAACGUUUGUUGAUAUCGAUAUCGGGAUUCCAUUUUGUUAGCAUAUAAUUAUUAAGAGGAUUCGAGUCUCGAAUGGGUAUCAAGAGCUGAGACUAACAAAUAAUGUUGGGUGUAAUUUUAUAUGAAAUUUAUGAAUUUUAAGUUUAAUGCAAAUUUUUUUAUUUAAAUAUUUAGCGAAGAGUCGAAAUAUUAUUACUUGUUUACCGACUUAUGAUAAGUUUUUUUUUGGUGGUCAGAACUUUGUAGUACCCGUGAAUCCUUUAGUGUCUAUGUGCUAAGUAUAUCGUAUUCUGUCUCUUCGAUUUAUAUACUAGUAUGGAGGCAGUAUUAGAAGAUUAUGUAAUGGAGGAGUUUAUUCACUCACACAUCACGUAAGCGAGAUUUCAAUGCAUUUAUAUUUAUAGAAUUUAGUUGCGGCGUCUUGCGCAACGCAACGUCCGCACGUGAUGUAUGCCAAACCAAUACUCUAUUAGCGAACCAUCGUUAUAUUAGCUUAGAUUAUUACUCGAUUAUUUUAACUUUUGACUCGAGGGAAGUGCAAACUUUUAUUUUAGUGUCAUAUGUAGUAGUUAGUGUUUUGAAUGUAUUGUGGUUGCGAAUCUCAGCGGUGGCGCUAGUGUCGUCGUUUUGCCUUUGUCUCAACAUUCCGCGCGCCGCUCGCCGCCUAGUGUGAAGCCUGCCAUGAGAUUCGCCGAUUUGGUUUUGGUCGUUUCAUAAUUUCGUGCCGUUUAUGUGAUGUAACCGUUCGUAACGAUUCGGGUUUUUAUCUGCCGCCAGAGGGCGUUUGAGAUAAGGACAUCAUCUUGAGUAAAAACAACUAAAAUUAGGCUACUGUUGUCCAAAUUAACAGCUUUUUACGUCUCAAGAGCCAGCUGCCGCGAGCUAAAAACCCUUUAAUUGAUAGUUUUGUUUGUGUGCUGGUAUUGUGAAACAAAGCGACCUUACUGGGUCGGCGAAUGACUGAAUGUUGUGCGAUCAUGGCAGGCACUGAUCUCUCGACGAAUGCGCUGCCCGUCUUCCUCUAGGUGCCGUAGUGUGGCCGCCGUCUGUAUUUACGUUGAAGAUGUUUUGAUACAAAUGUUUUGUAAGUCCCCAAAGCAGAGUUUUUAAUUUGGAAUGAUUUCUAAACAAUUUAGUAAAUUUAGCAAAGAUUUUUUUCAACGGUCUAUAUCCAUAGACUGUACUAAUAAUAACAAAGAGUGUUGAGUAUAUCUUGUUUCAAAUGUAUCUACUGUUCAAAAAAACAACGUUACUCCUCAAGAAAAAAUGUUUUCAUACCAUUUUUAGUAAACAAUUAAGUUUGAAAACUGCUUUGGUGGAUAAAUAAAUUAUUGUUCCCAAAACCUACUGCCAAAAAGUGUCAAAAAGCGGUCCACUCGACGUCGAGCUCACAGAACCACCGAGCUCACUUUUCCGUAGAACCUUUAUUGUAUUUAGUUAAAAUUUAUGAAUUUAUCGUGCUCAAAUCGCGGAGUGAAAGGUGCUAGGUUAGCCUGGCGUGCGUAGUCUAAGUACUUGUAACUUUAUUCCAGUCUAUCUUAGUGUAAGUAGUAUAACCAAAAAGUUUUGUAUGCGUGUGCGCGAUAGGCUCAGUCAGCGCAUUGAAUGCCGGCGAUCAAGUAAAUACACAAUUGAUUAUCUCUAA